UUUAUUCAAUCCAUCAAUUCCAUUUUUAUCACUUGUCACUAUGCCCGUCACUUUCGCACUUACAUACUUAUUAGAACGGGACAGGUAUGGUGACAAAUGAUAAAGAGCCGACCAUCUUAGCCCUACAGCGCAAAUCAAGAUGUAAGUACGUAUGCUGGCAACGAAUAAAAUAUCCAAACUAUAAAAAAAUACUUUCUAGUUAUCAUAAGUAGAUUUAGACCAAGCUAAGUUGGCAGCGAUUUUGAUAGUCCUGGCUGUGCAUUAUACAAGUACAUUUUAAACGUUAAACUUCUAUGAAAUUAUGGCGUUUAAAGAACGGGCUACCAAAAUCGCUGCCAACUUAGAUUGAUCUAACUGUAACUUUAAUUCUCCUUCUAUAUUCCCUGGCCUUCUUUUUUUUAAAAAGCGAUUGUCUUAGAAACUUUAAGGUUCUAAAGACUUGCACUUUUCGCGAAAGUACAAAUUAGAAACUUGGUUCUGAAGUCUAAGGUUAAAAUUCUAUUGAUACAUCAUAUUGCCGACCUCUUUACCAUCCUACAUUUUUACAAUCUUUUUGUGAAAACGCGUAAAUGGAACUUUCUCCACUUUCCAAAGAGAAAUAUUGACUUGUAUGUAAUCACCUUUUGCUACUUUAUAUUAUUAUCUUUGCAUUUGACAUAAGUUUAAAUCAUUUACUCUGUGGUAAUUAGGUUCUUUCAAAAAAUUGUAUGUCAACAGUUCCAAUCUUUUUGUAGUAAGUUUACAGAUGUAAUGACCAAGUACGUAGAAAUGCCGUUUCCAGGGUAAAGAUGUAUUACAUAACCACAAUUUUAGCAAUUGCAUCUGUGUGUCAUGGAUUAACAUACAGGAAUUAUGCUCUGCUCCAUGGUAUGCCUCGAAAUGACCGCGAGUUGAAAUUCUUUAAUGACAUGGUGAAGCUCUACAAUGUUACCUAUUGGAGGAGACCUGGCAAGGUCAUGGGGCCUGUUGAAUUCACCAUUAGCCCUUAUAAUUAUGGUGAACUUAUGAUAGAUACAUAUAACACGAAGAUUCGCUUUAGAACUAUUAUGGAAGAUGUGCAAAGUGCAUUCGAUGACCAAACGAUUAAACGCUAUUUUAGGCAUCAUUUGGAUUCAUUCAACUGGGAUCAUUAUCAUAGUCUGGAUGACAUUUACAACUGGCUGAAAGAUCUUAGCGGUGCGCACCCUGGAGAGCUUCAGAUGUUACAUAUAGGAAAGAGUUUUGAAAAUAGGGAUAUAUUCGCUGUGAAACUAAAGUUGAAUAAAGUUAAAAUUUGCAAGAAAAGACACAGACCGAAGGUCAUAAUAGAAGGAGGAAGCCAUGGCAGGGAGUGGAUAUCUCCAGCGGUAGUGACCUAUAUGAUACACGCAUUACUAAAUGCUAACAAUUCCAACAGCGAAGAAUUGAAGCUGGUAGCACCCAUGUACGAUUGGUAUUUCGUUCCUGUCAUGAACCCAGAUGGAUAUGUGUAUUCACAAACACACGAUCGAUUGUGGAAGAAAAAUCGUCGUGGUGGUUAUGGAGUCGACUUAAACCGUAAUUUCGGAAUUUUAUUUGGAAAACAAGGAGCCAACACAGAUAAAAGAAAUGACGAAUACUGCGGUAAAGAACCGUUUUCUGAACCAGAAUCAGCAGCUAUGGCCACGCUCGCGAGAGACAAUAGUUUUAGCCUGGAAUACUAUCUGUCUUUUCAUGCUUAUGGACAAUAUAUAAUUCUCCCUUACUCCUUUUCUAAGAUGUACGAAGAUAAUUACAAUAGUACGAAAAAGUUAGCUGAAACGAUGGCUACAAAAAUAUUUACAAAAUAUCAAAUUCAGUAUAAAGUUGGUACUAAUUUUGAUACACAAGGAUACUUAGCGUCAGGUGUAAGUGCAGACUGGGUAAAAAGAGCAAUUAACGUGACCCACGUGGCAACCAUCAUGUUACCAGACACGGGAGUGUUUGGCUUCGCUUUGCCAACUAAUCAGAUUCUGCCCACUUGCCAAGCUCUCAUGGAUGGGUUGCUAGCAUUCCUAGAUCCUCCAAACCCCGAAGAUCUGCUAAACCGUGAAGUCAACAGGUUAGAAGAUGUACCAAAAGAAGAUUCCCUAUUUGACCUUUUGCAUUAUGAUGAUGAUAGUGCUACUGUAGAGAACUAUGCCUCUUCAAGAAUUUUAAUUGUUUGUAAUGUGAUUGUUCAUAUAUUUAGCAGAUUCCAAUAAAUGUUCCAAAUGCAGAAACUACAGAAUUACAUUGUUUUGUUGAA
This is a messenger RNA of Cydia pomonella (codling moth), 2245 nucleotides long. RefSeq names its product zinc carboxypeptidase-like. Gene Ontology annotation, biological process: proteolysis. The record is from RefSeq and is a predicted model, not a curated record. Gene Ontology annotation, molecular function: metallocarboxypeptidase activity; zinc ion binding. The transcript has 8 exons. NCBI's taxonomy places the organism in Eukaryota, Metazoa, Arthropoda, Insecta, Lepidoptera, Tortricidae. The coding region runs from base 789 to 2201 and encodes 470 amino acids.